Molecule: messenger RNA, 696 nt
Organism: Macrosiphum euphorbiae (potato aphid)
Lineage: Eukaryota; Metazoa; Arthropoda; Insecta; Hemiptera; Aphididae
Source: the annotation of a GenBank genome assembly
AUGGAAAGUCUUUGCAUACACGUAAAAUAUCUUUUGCGAGGUUGGGAGCCCAGUAACCCGAUAAACUUGUUCCUGUUACUUUUGAAUUGUUUAGACUUUCUUCUUCAAUUGUUCUUAAUAAACGGAAAUAUUACUACGCCACUAAAAAUCUCAAAGCAAAGGUAUUUAUUGCAUAACACUUGCCCUUUUGACUCAAUUGCAGUCAUUAUAACUAUGGCUUACAUUGAUAAUAACCAAUAUAAACAAUUUAUUAACACAGAGAAAAAUGAAUUACUCCAGUUUUGUAAAGACUUGGCUAUUCAUGGAAGUUCAAAAAUAAUGUAUUUGAAAAGACUUCAUAUUUUAAAAAAUAUUUUUAACGAAUCUGAUGGAAUAACUAAUGUAAAAUUAAUCGACGCUAGAUGUAACAUUACAUAUAUUAUUUCAAAACUAUUAAAAGAUGUACCAUCAGCUAUUGAAGAAUUAAGGUGCUCAAAUAUAAAUUGUAUUAAUGCUGAAAAAAACUUAUCAAGCCCAACAAUAAUAUUAAAUUUUUGCGGAGGCUUCAAUAAUAUGAAUACAGCUUUAAAUAAGUACAUACAACCAAUCACUUAUCUAUGUACUGAAGAAAAUUGUGAUGGAACAUUAACAUCUACCCGAAUCAUCCAGCAACAUUUAUUUAUUGAAACUGAAAUAUAUGCAAAUUAUGCACGAUAA